AUAGAAACGCGAUCGAAAACAGGACGAGAUUUCGAAACUAACCAAGUUUUGAAUCCGGCUAUCGCGUCGCCCUAAAUACUAUUUUCCCACUGCAGUUAGUUUCGUGAUAGCAAUAUUUUGGUGGAUUUCACUUUUUUAUCACAACCGCGAUCCGGUGUUUGAAAAAAAGUCGUCGAAAUCCAGGCGGAAAAUACUGCGCAACUAUCAUCGAGCGGACAUUCAUAAUCCGGCAGUGAAAAUCCACGCGAUAAAAGAAUAUAUAUAUAUAUAUAUAUAUAUAUCGACGAACCCCGGGAGAGCUCUGAGGAAAGUAUAGAUCGGUAAAUCACCCGGCCCAUCGUGUCGCAAGGCCAUAAAACCCAUCGAUAUACUCACCACAGCCAUGAGCGUUAGUGUGAGAAAAAAACUGGCCACUGGUAUCGCCACCGUGACCAACAACCAUGCGCUGUUCUGUAACUCGGUAAAAUUUCGCCAGGAAACUGACCGAUCCAAUCCGAAAAUCCAGGAUUUUGGAUCCGCUCUACCCUACGACGCCAUCCCUGGGCCCAAGCCGGUACCACUGAUUGGAAAUUUUUGGAGAUUUCUACCGCUGAUUGGUUCGUAUCCAAGGGAUAAUCAGGUGGAGCUGGUUAAAAAAUUGAAAAAGCGUUACGGGAACAUAGUAAGACUAUCAUCGUUACCCGGAAGAUCGGACAUAGUAAUCGUCUGCGAUCCAAACGACUUUGAGAAGAUUUACAGAACGGAAGGUAUCUGGCCAAAAAGAGACGCCAUGCCGAGUUAUAAAUACUACCGAGAUCACGUGAGGAAUGAUUUUUUCAACGGAGUUGGAAGCAUGGUGACAGAGCAAGGUAGAGAAUGGCACGCGAUAAGAAACGUGGCGAACACGCCGAUGCUGAAUCCAAAAGUGGCGUCUAAGUACAUUCAGCCAAUCAACGAAGUGGCUUCGGAUUUUGUCAAGAGAAUGACGAGAAUCCGCGGAAGAGAUGAAAUGCUGCCGGCAACCUUUAGCAACGAGCUUAAUAAAUGGGCUCUUGAAUCCGUAGCUCUUCUGGCGAUGGACACUCGUCUCGGAUGUCUAGACGACCCGGAAUCUCUGGAAACCAGCGACGCUCAUCGCCUCGUGGAGGCAGUGUUAACCAUGAUGAAGCUCACCUACGAUCUCGACGUCAGUCCAAGUCCAAUGUCCGCCUUCCGGAGGAAGGAGUUCAAUCGCGCUGUUGACGUACAAAUCGACAUAUCCAUGAAGUACAUCAAUCAGUGUGUGGAAAGGAUAAGCCGCAAGGACGGUGAGUCGUCGGAGACGCAGAGUAUUUUGGAACACGUUUUGACCACGAGUAACAAGACUGUCGCCUGUGUUGUCGCGAUCGACAUGUUGCACGCCGGAAUCGACACGACGGCGAGGUCGAUGGAGAACGCGCUGGUGCAUCUGUCGACGAACAGCAGAGCUCAGAGGUGUCUUCGAGAGGAGCUCAAGCUAGUUCUACCGGAAGUUGACUCUUCGGUAAGCCAGGAGGACGUCCUCAAGCUCCCGUAUCUGAAAGCUUGCAUCAAGGAAAGCAUGAGAAUUACCCCAACAGCGAUCGGAUCAUUGCGAGAAGUGGGCAAAGACAUCGUACUAUCGGGUUACCAAGUACCAAAGGGAACGGUGGUGGCCAUGUAUCACGUUGAGGCGUCAAAUUCGCCGGAGGAAUUCCCAGAGCCCCAGAAAUACCUGCCUGAGCGAUGGCUCCGAGAUUCAGAGGAAGCAGGUCGAGGUGACAGGGCGUACGCGCCGUCCGCCAGGAACGCUAAUCCAUUUUCCUUUCUCCCAUUUGGAUUCGGUCCGAGAGCCUGCAUCGGUCAACGCUUUGCAAAUUUGGAAAUGGAAAUUCUACUAGCGAAGAUUUUCAGAAGGUGGAAGGUGACAUAUGACAGAGAUCUUCAGUUCCAAAGUAAACUCCUAUACGGACCGGCGACACCGCUGACUUUUCGUCUCAUUGAUGCUUGAAGAAGUUGCAUACACUUAACUUCAACUAUACCUGUGUGGAUACAUGAUUCAGUUAACGGAAACUAAACGGCCAUUAAAAAAAAAUGUCAAGAUUCUGGAUUAUUAAGCGUUCCUUU
This is a messenger RNA of Diprion similis, 2103 nucleotides long. RefSeq names its product probable cytochrome P450 49a1. The transcript has 11 exons. Gene Ontology annotation, molecular function: heme binding; monooxygenase activity; iron ion binding. NCBI's taxonomy places the organism in Eukaryota, Metazoa, Arthropoda, Insecta, Hymenoptera, Diprionidae. Bases 383 to 1987 code for a protein of 534 amino acids. The record is from RefSeq and is a predicted model, not a curated record.